Rosa rugosa (rugosa rose) is the source of this 1126-nucleotide messenger RNA. RefSeq lists its product as uncharacterized. NCBI's taxonomy places the organism in Eukaryota, Viridiplantae, Streptophyta, Magnoliopsida, Rosales, Rosaceae. The transcript has 4 exons. The record is from RefSeq and is a predicted model, not a curated record. The coding region runs from base 190 to 699 and encodes 169 amino acids.
GCGUCGGUUCUCUCCUUUUAUAUUUCUUUCCCCAUUUGGAGUUUUGGUUGUGCCUCUCUCUCUCACUCCCUAUAAAUCGCCUCCAUGCCCUCCGUUCUUUCCCUUCGCUUAUGUUUGCCUUCGUUUUCGUUCUAGUCUGAACAGACCCACCUCACCUCCAGCUCCACUCAAACUUGAGGUUUUUCGAAGAUGAACCACUGCGUGAUACAGCAGAGCAGCGCCCUUUCGGUUUGCGAAGAGAUGAGGACGGCGAGAGACUCCGUCGUUUGCCCCAAACCGCGCCGUUUCGGACUCCGAAACGCCACCUUUCACGAUCCCGGCAGAUCUCUCAGAUGGCAUCUCGGCCAUCAAGGGGAGCUCUGUGAUUCAAAGGCAGGCUCUGAUGCUUUGGACUGUAUCUUAACAAAGGGGGUUGAACAGUUUUCUUGUACAGAAAUAGGCUCGCCGCACCCAUUUUUCAGCGGAUCGCCGCCGAGCAGAGUAGCUAAUCCAUUGAUUCGGGAUGCUAGAUUUGGCAGUGAGAAGCUCACUCCAGUGUCACCGCUUUCACCGGUGUCUUCAUCGUCUCCAUCAUCUUCCACAAGGAAUGGAGGAGGCUGUGUUCGUGCUAUUUUCGGGAGUAAACCAACAGUGAGGGUCGAGGGGUUUGAUUGCCUGGACAGGGAUAGCCGAAAUUGCAGCAUCCCUUCCCUGGCUUGAGGGGUACAUAGGAAAAGAUUCAGCUUUAGAGUGUGCUAUAAUCAAUCACAAAAAUUGAGAAGAAUAUUGGAAAUUCUCAGUACGGGAAUGGAGUUGGUCCUUCUGCCUUGUGUAGAUAUGUUUCAAGGAUUACUGUAAAUGAGAUGCGUCAUGUAAUUACAUGAGAGUCUUUAGGCAAAUAAUUCAAGAGGUUAUGAGGGGUGGAUUUGGUGGAGAAAAUGAGUCUCUGUACUACCACCCUCGUGUAUUGUACAAAGUUUUGAGUCCAUGGUUGGAAAAUUUUCAAUUUGUUUCCAUUUAGGUGUUUUGGUUUUGAUGAGCGGUUUAAGGAGGAAAUCUGUACAAAUUGAAGUUGCUGUUGAGUCCAUGUAAACAGUCCUAUACAAUGUAUAUAUUCCAUAAUUUACAAUUUUACAUUUGUCUUUCA